Molecule: messenger RNA, 570 nt
Organism: Fomitiporia mediterranea MF3/22
Lineage: Eukaryota; Fungi; Basidiomycota; Agaricomycetes; Hymenochaetales; Hymenochaetaceae
Exons: 2
Coding region: 17-211 (64 amino acids)
Source: RefSeq, a predicted model, not a curated record
GGCAGAUGGCAUAAACAUGACUUCCCAUCCAACCAUGAUUCCUUCCCUGUCAAAUUGGCCUUGUACCUUGGCUUUUAUUGCACAGGCUAUUUGCUGUAACCAGGAGGAGUCGCCAUGUUGGUACAUAGAAGGCCUCGGCCGGUAUGCCCCCGCCCCUUCGGCCACGACGUUACGUGAAGCUCAUUUAAAGAUACCCCAAUGCUUCAAGUGAUUCGAAUUCCUCAUAGUUCUUAUGCAAAUCGCAUAAGCACGACAUCCUACGACAUCACGAACGAGGUCUUUAUCUGGCGUCGGAAAGCUACACUCAUAAUUUUAAUUUAGGUCGAUACAAACUUGAGAAGGUGGAUGCCUGACGGGUCUUCCGGGCUCUCCUUGGACUAUACAUUAGCAUUUCUAAUGUGCAUGGCGAUGUUGAAGCCAUGAUAUGGCUUCCUGCUGAUUUUGCGAUGCACUGACGACUUGUUUCAAGAAUCUGUUGCAAUAUCUCAGCCACGAUUAUCGCAAUCAUGAACUUCAAUGGGUUGUUUAUUAAUAUUAAUCAUCGCACAUAACCAAAUUUGGCUAAUAAAU